Molecule: messenger RNA, 1794 nt
Organism: Penicillium diatomitis
Lineage: Eukaryota; Fungi; Ascomycota; Eurotiomycetes; Eurotiales; Aspergillaceae
Product: putative nonsense-mediated mRNA decay protein Upf3
Exons: 2
Coding region: 1-1794 (597 amino acids)
Biological process (GO): nuclear-transcribed mRNA catabolic process, nonsense-mediated decay; positive regulation of translation
Cellular component (GO): nucleolus; cytoplasm
Molecular function (GO): mRNA binding
Source: RefSeq, a predicted model, not a curated record
AUGGCACAACCCGCCGCGGCCAGCAAGGCGACUGCCGGCGUGCUUCAAAUUCCUGCAACGGCCACCCAAAAGUCUGCCUCAACGACGGCAAAGAAAGCGUCGAAACCUCCGACUCCUCGUCUCAAGCUUCUGAUUCGCCGACUGCCGCCUGGGCUCACCCAAAAUGAGCUCGAAGUUGCGCUGGGCGAGGAGUGGAAAGUGGGUGCUGGCAAGGUCGACUGGCUGCAGUACAAGCCGGGCAAGGUUUCGAAGGACCCCGCAAAGCCAUCUCGCCCCUCCAGAGCGUACAUCCACGUGGUGAAUAAUGAGCAUGUUGGUCUACUGUCAGAUCGUGUACGACAAGCUUCUUUCCAAGAUGCUGCUCACACUGCGAGUGAUCCAGUGCUUCUCGGUCCGCCCGCACUGGAAUUUGCGCCUUACGCAAAGACUCCGGGAAGUCGAGUGCGGAAGGAUGCGCGACAGGGCACUAUCGAUCAGGAUCCAGAAUUCAUUGCCUUCCUUGAGAGCUUGACACAGCCAAUCACCAAGCCGACUCCCGUUGACGCUCUCGAGCCCGAGGAGAAAAAGUCGACGGUGACCACGACGCCUCUAGUGCAAUACAUCAAGGAAAAGAAAGCGAACAAAGCCAAGGAGAACGCAGCCAACAAGUCCUCGAAGCGCUCCGAGAAAGAGUCGAAGCCAGAGAAGGUGCUCGCCAAGAAACUUCUUCAACGUCCAGAGAAAAAGUCGGCGCCUGGCCCCACGCCUGAAGAGAAGCCGAAGAGCGAGAAGGCCGGAAAGGAACAUGGCAAGGCAGCUAAAGCUACGGCGAGCGGACCCUCUGCCAAGGGAGGCAAAUCAGCUUCUGCCAAUACUACCAGGGAAAGCACACCUGCUGCGGGACAUGAACGCAAGAGAGAGCGUGGAAGUGCUGCAGCGGCGGCCAAGAUUCUACAAAGGGAUCUAGGCCUUACCCAACCAUCAUCGCGACGACGGGGAAAGGGUGGUUCAAAUGAGACCGGCCCUGCUAAGACUGAAGCCUCACAGGAGUCUUCAGCUCAAGCUACAGAGGGCGGCAAAAAGGAGAUUCUUGUCAACCCGGGGAAGAACGCCGGGGGCAGCGCAUCCAAGGGGAAAGCCCGUGAAGCCCAGGACUCACUCCCACAGGUUCCUGGAGCUCCAUCUACUCCCCAAGCAAGUGCGCCUGCAGCAGCAGCAAAGGGGGCCAAAGCCAGCAAAUCAAAGGGCAAUGCUGGUUCAACCUCUACUGCGACUCAAGCCUUCCUCAAGCACGCCAAUGCCUCUCAAGGUGUGACUGAGGCUCUCUUGGAGACGGCAUUUGCAGCUUUCGGUACUGUGAGCAAGGUGGAAAUCGACAAAAAGAAGGGCUUUGGCUACGUGGAUUUCUCAGAACCCAGUGCUCUACGCAGAGCCAUAUCAGCCAGUCCGGUCACUGUGGCACAAAGCCAGAUUGUUGUACUUGAGCGCAAAGCCAACCCCAGCAGUGAGAAAUCGCGCAAGGGCGGCGGUGGCGGUGGUGGUGGUGGAGGUGGUCGAGGAGAAGCAGCUCAACAAGGCAAGGUUGAAAAGGCCAAGGCUAGUGAAGCAGCUGCUGGUGCGACUACUACGAACGGUACAGCCGGCGCCAAUGCCGGGGGUGGAGGAUCUUCGCGUGGAUCUCGAGGCGGACGAGGAUCGAGAAAGAAGGGCGGUGGUGGAGGUGAGAAUGCAAAAGCCGGCUCCAAUGGCGAUACGGCCGGGAAUGCGACUGCGUCUGUAUCGGGCGGCAAGGCUGGGAGCUCAAAUUCAAAGUGA